AGAGCGCGGCCUGCGCGGCGAGGAGUCGCGCCGUUCCGGCAGCCGUUCGGCAUUUCAAACAGUCGCUUAAAAGGGUAUUUGGACUUUUACAUAACUACCGUGUGUGAAAAAAAUUGACAACGUCGUGGUAUGCUGGUGAAUCGGUGCUGUGAAGGUGCGUUAAAACAGUGUUCCUCGCGCUUCAUUUGCGACAAUGUUCGUAGACGUAGAUAACCUUGCAAACGAGUUCUACUUGGAGGUGAUUAAGACCCGAGUCUUGGUUAUUAUCGCUACGGAUGUGGAUGCUGUAGCGGCGUGCCGCAUUUUGCAGCAGUUGUUUCACUCCGACAACGCACUGUACACGCUUGUUCCUGUGUCGAAGAAAGCGGCUGUGGCAGCAGCGUACCGCGAUCACUGUGAAGGAAUUAAGAACGUCGUCUUGCUGAAUUGCGGUGCGACGUGGGACGUAAUUGAAGAGUGCAAGCCUGAAGACGACGACGUAGUUUUCUACAUAGCCGACAGCAAUCGACCAGUGCACAUUCACAAUGUCUACAACACGAGUCAAGUCCGUCUCCUGAUGCCAUCUUUGCCGGAGGAAGGUGUGCCCGCCUACGAGGACCUCUUCAGGGAGGACGAAGAUGACGACGAGGAUGAAAUGAGCAUAGAAGAAGUCGCCGACCGGCGGAGAGAGCGACGCGAGUGGGAGGAACGCCGUAAACAGCUUCUCUUUGAAUACACCGAGUUCAGCUAUCAUGGUAAAUCAACGGCUGUCACCAUGUUCGAAAUGAGUUGGAAGAUGACUCGAGAUACGCCAGAAAUUCUAUGGUGGGCGAUCAUCGGGCAGUCAGAGCAGUACAUCUCCGGAAAAAUUGAACACAAUCGGUAUGUGCUGGAGGCUGGGGACCUUCAGGCACAUGUUUCCCGUCAAAUUCAAAGAAGAACUGCUGCACUAGAUCCUUUGGCAGUGCAAAUAUCGUUCGACCAGGAGCUGCAUCUUCCUCUGUACACACAUUGGUCCCUCAUGGAGAGCCUACGAAACACCCCGAAUAUUUUUUGCAAAUUUAAGUUGUGGACUCAAAAAGGCUACCGUAGACUGCAGGAGUUUCUUGCAGAACUUGGCCUACCACUUCUACAGUGCAAGCAGCAGUACGCUUCAAUGGACAUCAACCUCAGGAACAACGUGAAGGAGUGGAUGUGCAACAUGGCCGAGAAGUACGGGCUUGAAAAUCUACUUUUUGCUUGCUUUACUGGCAAAUGUGGCUACCGGGACCACUUCUUCGCCUCUGAUGCUGCAUUUGGCCUCAUGGCUCUUCUUGAGUCUCCUGUAGAUGAUGUAACAACCAACUUCUUUAAUGCACUAGAUGCCCUUUCGUGGUCGAACACAGAGCUGCUGCGUAGUGGCAUUCAGCUGGCAAAAGAGCGCUUGGUAGCCACCACGCAGCAGGUACACUCUUUUAUGGAUCUGGGCAGUAUCAUCUGUGCUGGGCCCUUUCUGUACAGCACUGUGCAGGAGGGUGCUCAACACAGUAAGCUCUUUGGAUGGCCAAGUGGUCUCUUUCAGUUGGCCCGAUGUGCACUGCAGGCCUAUGUGGCCAACACCAAAAGCCGUCGCUUUGCCAUCCUCCCCCUUGUGCUAGCAGCCGACUAUUCAAGUGACCCUGCUUACACACUGGUAGUUGGCAUCCCACCAUUGUCCGAAGAUUCGCCAAAGAACUUUUUUGGCCGUGCUUUUGAGCGGGCCAGCACAAUGACACACUGUACAUACCAUGCUGAUUUUUUCUGUUCACCAGCUGUUUUAGUUUACAAGCAGGAUCGGGGCAAGUUUCUUGAUGCUCUUGUGUCGUUGCUGGUUUGAUCCAUUACAACGCUGUUGCUGUGGCAGCUGCCAUGUUAUGGUAGUCUGUGGGCUGUACAUAUUGUAAGAUUCCUUGUUUUGAGUUUGCAAUUUUUUAAAUGGACAGUGCAAGCAAAAUCACAACACUAG
This is a messenger RNA of Rhipicephalus sanguineus (brown dog tick), 1963 nucleotides long. It is a transcript of the gene Cdc45, whose product is annotated as cell division control protein 45 homolog. Gene Ontology annotation, cellular component: DNA replication preinitiation complex. Gene Ontology annotation, molecular function: chromatin binding; DNA replication origin binding; single-stranded DNA binding. The transcript is spliced from 2 exons. Gene Ontology annotation, biological process: DNA replication initiation; double-strand break repair via break-induced replication; mitotic DNA replication preinitiation complex assembly. NCBI's taxonomy places the organism in Eukaryota, Metazoa, Arthropoda, Arachnida, Ixodida, Ixodidae. The record is from RefSeq and is a predicted model, not a curated record. Bases 194 to 1834 code for a protein of 546 amino acids.